GCAUUCGCACCCAGGCGAGUCCAGCAUUUGUACAGGUGACGGCUUUGGCUUCCUCGCACUGCACGCAGCUCUCCGAGGCAGAGUUGAGGGCAGAAGGAAUGUUGUCCCUUCUGGUUCUGGGUCUCCUGGUGGCUGGACUAUGCCCUGCUGUCCAUGGCCUCGCAGUGGACAUGCUGCACCAGCAGGACUUGACCAAGGAAGACCAACACAAGGAGAUGCCUGUGGACCACCUCAGAUUAGCCUCCAGCAACACUGACUUUGCCUUCAGCCUCUACAAGCAGUUGGCUUUGAAGAACCCUCAAAAAAAUGUUGUCUUCUCUCCCAUGAGUAUCUCCAUGGCCUUGGCGUUCGUGUCACUGGGGGCCCGUGGCACCACCCUGACAGAGAUUCUCGGAGGCCUCAAGUUCAACCUCACAGAGAUCUCUGAGACAGAAAUCCACCAGGGCUUCCAGCACCUCCUGCACGCCCUCAACCAAUCCAAGAGCCUGAUGCAGCUGAGUGUGGGCAAUGCCAUGUUCGUCGAUGGGAAGCUGACGCUGCUGGACAAGUUCAGGGACGAUGCCAAGGCACUGUAUGCCUCUGAGGCUUUCUCCACCAACUUCCGGGCUUCUGCCACUGCCAAGAAGCUCAUCAAUGACUACGUGAAGGAGAAGACCCAGGGGAAAAUUCUGGAUUUGAUCCAGAGCCUUGACCCAAGCACAGUGAUGGUCCUGGUGAAUUAUAUCUUCUUUAAAGCCAAGUGGAUGACACCCUUUGACCCCCUCGACACUGCCAAGUCCAAGUUCUUCGUGAGUAAGAAGAGGUCGGUGGAGGUGCCCAUGAUGCGCCAUGAGGACCUGCGCACGCCCUACUUCUGGGACGAGGUGCUCUCCUGCACGGUGGUGGAGCUGCGGUACACCAGCAAUGACAGCAUGCUCCUCAUCCUCCCAGACGAGGGCAAGAUGAAGGAGGUGGAAGCUGCACUGUCCCCCGAGACGCUGGGGAGGUGGAGAGACUCACUGCAGAUGAGAACGAUAGACCUCUCCCUGCCCAAGUUUUCCAUCUCCAGCAACUAUAAUCUGGAAGACAUACUCCCAGAGCUGGGCAUGAAGCAAGUCUUCACCCAACAGGCUGACCUGUCAGGGAUCACAGAGACCGGGAACCUGGCGGUCACUCAGGUGAUCCACAAAACCGUGAUCGACGUGGCCGAGAAAGGCACGGAAGCCGCGGCUGCCACGGGCGUGGGCUUUGCCCUCCUGUCCCUAAGAAUCCCAGAGCUCACAGUGAAGUUCAACAGGCCCUAUCUGCUAGUCAUACUCUCCAAAGACACCCAGAACAUCCUCUUCUGUGCCAAAGUCGCCAACCCCAAGGAAGGCUAGCGCCCCUCUGCAGGCAGCGGGGCAUUCCCGCCGAGGGCGCCCGGGUGUCUGGGCGCAGCCUGACCCUCCCUGCUCAUCCUCGGGAAAGUGACGGUGGCUCUGCCCGGUGGCUCCUGCGCGCAAAAGAGGCCUGUGGGCAGUUCAUCCAGAGACUCCGAGACUUCCCAACAGCAAUAAGCCAUCUUCCUCCAACGGGGCAUGUUCCUCGUGCCUUUCCACACUGAUUCCCCGGGCUCAGGGCCCCUCUGCCUUCACCUUUGGCAGCCUGCCCAGGACCCGGAGGGGGACCGCUGUGCGGUUCCUACUUCUGUGGGCUCUCCGGUCCCCAGUUCCAGUGUCGCUCUUCCCCUCCCCGAGGAGGGAAAAGACCUGGCACAGGCCCUGGACCCCUGGCUCCUGCAGCUGAGCUGGGCCUUCUGCCUUCGGGGACGGCCCCCUCCGGCCCCCCCGGCCCCCCAACCUGGGGAGAGUGGCUACUUUCCAGGUUCCUGUUUCUGAGUUCUCCCCCGACAGAUGGUCCCCCGGUAAUGAGAGGGAGGGCGUGGGGACAAACAAGCAAUAAACACGCACCCGCAAUAAAAGCAA
Molecule: messenger RNA, 1943 nt
Organism: Pteronotus mesoamericanus
Lineage: Eukaryota; Metazoa; Chordata; Mammalia; Chiroptera; Mormoopidae
Gene: SERPINA3
Product: serpin family A member 3
Exons: 5
Coding region: 99-1358 (419 amino acids)
Biological process (GO): negative regulation of endopeptidase activity
Molecular function (GO): serine-type endopeptidase inhibitor activity
Source: RefSeq, a predicted model, not a curated record